AACAUUGAGUCGCAGAAGAGUCCUAAUUUUGGUAAAACAGAAAUUAAAGAACCAAUUUCCUUUCCUUUCCUUUCCUUUCAUUUUCCUUUCCUUUCUCUUCUCUUUCCUCUUUUCUCUAAUCUAAGUUAAGCAAUCUCAAUUCUCACAGCUGUUUCCAGUUUACACCUCUCUCUCUCUCUCUUUCUUGCUUUGAGCGCCGACACAAUCUAUACUUCCUCCUUCUCCUCUCAAGAUCCAAUCUUUCUUUGCAAGUUUAGUAUCCCAGUCCAAACCUAAGUCAAGUUUUCUUUUAAAGUUUUGAUCUUCCACUCAUUUUUCAGUUACCCACUUGAUAAAUUUGAGAUUUUUGUAUUAAAUCUAACCAAAAUGAGUUGUGUCUUCUCCAAAUUUAUGUAUAUAUUCUAGAAAUCACAUUUGCAGACUUGGGUCUUUGUCAAUUCUUAACUUUUUUGUCAUCUGUAUUUUAUUGAAGUUGGUGCUGAGUUGGGAGUUUGUGAAGAAAUGGUGGUUUUGUGAUACAAGGUGAAAAAAAAUAAAAACUUUAGAAUUUUGGCUUCUCUUUAGUGGGCAGUUUUAGUUAGUUACUGCAAUGGCUACACAGAGCUGGAGAGACUCUUACAAGGGUAUGUCCUCUGAUAAUAUCAAAGGUUUGGUUUUGGCAUUAUCUUCUAGCUUCUUUAUUGGUGCUAGCUUCAUUGUCAAGAAGAAGGGCUUGAAAAAAGCUGGUGCUUCUGGUCUCAGGGCAGGAAGUGGAGGCUAUUCUUACUUAUAUGAACCACUUUGGUGGGUGGGAAUGAUAACAAUGAUUGUCGGGGAAAUUGCUAAUUUUGCUGCUUAUGCUUUUGCACCUGCUAUAUUGGUCACCCCCCUUGGUGCUCUCAGUAUUAUUAUCAGUGCGGUUCUUGCACAUAUCAUUUUGAAUGAGAAGCUACAUAUUUUUGGAAUUCUUGGUUGUGUUCUUUGUGUUGUGGGUUCUACAACAAUUGUCCUGCAUGCUCCUCAAGAACGUGAAAUUGAAUCUGUAAAAGAAGUUUGGGAUCUUGCUACAGAACCUGCUUUUCUUUUCUAUGCAGCCUUGGUCAUAACAGCUGUCUUUAUACUUAUAUUCCACUAUAUCCCUGACUACGGCCAGACACAUAUAAUGGUUUACAUUGGGGUUUGUUCUCUUGUUGGUUCAUUAUCGGUUAUGAGUGUUAAAGCACUUGGAAUUGCAUUGAAGUUGACACUAUCGGGAAUGAAUCAGCUAAUAUAUCCCCAAACAUGGGCCUUUGCGUUAGUUGUAAUUACUUGUGUGGUUACUCAAAUGAAUUAUUUGAACAAGGCGCUUGAUACAUUUAACACAGCUGUCGUAUCUCCCAUAUACUAUGUUAUGUUCACAUCACUAACAAUUGUGGCUAGUGUAAUCAUGUUCAAGGAUUGGGAUAGGCAAAGUCCAACACAGAUUGUCACUGAAAUGUGUGGGUUUGUGACUAUUCUUUCAGGAACAUUUCUGCUUCACAAGACAAAGGAUAUGGUUGAUGGGCCAACUUCUCUGCCUGUGCGACUCCCUAAGCACACAGAAGAGGACAGCUUUGGUGCCGAAGGCAUCCCUCUCAGACGUCAGGAGUCAUUGAGAUCACAAAGUUGAUAAUUCUUCAGCUCCUUUCCGCUAUUGCUUCAGAUUUGAUAUUUUGGUGAGGGACUAUCCAACAUCAAACUGUAUUUUAUGAAAGUUCUCCCAUCAUUUUCUUUACGGGGAUACGGUCAGAGACAGGAAGGAGAUGGUUUUCCCUUCCAUGUUUGCCGGCGUCGCAAUGAGUCUAGCUUUUAGCUUUUGCCUUGUAUACACUCCCCAGUUCAUACAGAAGAAUUGGCCAAUGUAAUUUUGAGCACAUUGGUAAUAUAUAGCGCAUUUGUUGUUCCAUUUGUCAAGAGAAUUAGCUUAUGACUGACUCUAUCUCUUUCUGAGGCACGUGUAAAAGUCUUGCUCUUCAAUUUUGAUGCUUGGGAAAUAGAAUGCCUUCAAAUUCUUACA
Ricinus communis (castor bean) is the source of this 2014-nucleotide messenger RNA. RefSeq names its product probable magnesium transporter NIPA4. The record is from RefSeq and is a predicted model, not a curated record. Gene Ontology annotation, cellular component: membrane. The coding region runs from base 590 to 1627 and encodes 345 amino acids. The transcript is spliced from 9 exons. Gene Ontology annotation, biological process: magnesium ion transport. Gene Ontology annotation, molecular function: magnesium ion transmembrane transporter activity. NCBI's taxonomy places the organism in Eukaryota, Viridiplantae, Streptophyta, Magnoliopsida, Malpighiales, Euphorbiaceae.